Messenger RNA from Salvia splendens (bonfire salvia), 1209 nucleotides. RefSeq names its product putative late blight resistance protein homolog R1A-10. The record is from RefSeq and is a predicted model, not a curated record. Gene Ontology annotation, molecular function: ADP binding. The transcript has a single exon. The coding region runs from base 1 to 1209 and encodes 402 amino acids. Gene Ontology annotation, biological process: defense response to other organism. Lineage: Eukaryota; Viridiplantae; Streptophyta; Magnoliopsida; Lamiales; Lamiaceae.
AUGAAGUCAAGUGAUUCACCAUCAAGUUAUUAUACUGCUGCAACAUCAUCAUCAUCAAGACCUGCAUCUACAACCAAAUAUAUACCAUCAAUAUCUCCACUCACGACCAAAGAUGAUGUGGUUAUGGAUUGUUUUUACAAAGAUAUCCUACACAUGAUGGACCGAAUAACUCACUGUCCACCCUAUUCCGACCUACAAAUCCUCCCUAUUCUCGGAAUGGGAGGCAUUGGUAAGUCCACACUUGCUAGACUUAUUUAUGAUGAUCCACUGGUCAAGCACCAAUAUGAUAUUCAAGCUUGGGUCACAGUAUCACAAGAUUAUAGUAUACCAAGUAUUCUCUUACAGUUACUAGCUUCGCUCAAUGGAAAAGUGCAUCGAGUUGGAAGGGAAUCAUUGAUAGCAAUCGCAGCACAGAAGCUUGAAAUUUACAAAAUUUUAUCAGGUAGGAGGUAUUUCAUAGUAAUAGACGACAUUUGGAGUGUGAAAGCUUGGAAUCGCAUACAGUGGCUAUUUCCCGACAAUCGUAAUACAAGCCGGAUCAUAUUAACCACAAGGCUAAUGGAUGUGGCUACUAAUGCCGCCAUUUCGCGCAACAUUCUUAUGAUGCGUUUCUUGGAUGAUGUACAAAGUUGGCUUUUGUUCCACCACAAGGUUUUUGGAGAUCAAGAUUGUCCUCAUGAACUACGUGGUAUUGGGGGAAAAAUUGUAAACCAAUGUGGAGGAUUGCCCCUCUCAAUUGUUACUGUGGCUGGACUUUUAUCCAGGAUUCCUACAACUCCAAAAAAGUGGCAGCAAAUUGAAGUAAAUGAUGGGCAGUUGGGAUCAAUAUUAUCUUCGAGUUACAACCACUUGUCUCCACAUUUGAGGGAGUGUUUCUUGUAUAUGGCAGGCUUCCCUCAAGAUUACGAGAUUCAUGCCUCUGAACUCAUCAAACUUUGGGUUGCUGAGGGCUUUCUGGAACCUCGAUAUAGAUAUGAAACCAUAGAAGUGGAGGCAGAGAGGUGCUUGAUGGAUCUGACCAGGCAAAGUUUAGUUUUGGUCACUAGCCGGAAAAGUGAUGGCAAAAUCAAAAGUUGCAGGCUGCAUAGUAUGGUGCGGGACUUCUGUGUGAGACAGGCCGGGGAAGAGAAGUUCCUUCUUCCUGUUAUGGACUACCUCCCUACUCCUAUCUUAAGAAAACAUUUUCUUCCACAAGUCCUCACCGUGUAA